UCUCUGUACUUAUGCAUUGUGAAGUGUCAGAUAUGUCACGGCCCGUGUGUUCUCUCCUCCCCUGCAGGGCUCUAAGGGAAUCACAAAGGUCGUCGGUGAAAGGAGAAGUGUAUCAUUUGACCUUUGACUCUGUCAUGGGCUAUGGUCACAAUGUAAAUAUUGGCCCGGGGUAAACACACCGGCACUGAGGCGGUAGCUGAGGAAUAUGUGUGUUCUGGCGUCGUGGCACUGAUGAUUAUACCUAUAGCUAGUGUUUCUGGGAGGGAGAUCCCGGCAGUGUGGUGCUUGAUGUGUGAUUUGAGGCGCGGUACAGGUGGAAUGGUGUCGAUACCUGUUGCUCGAGGUACGUACACGUGCGAGGCUGACUAGAGUGGACUGCACGGGUGUCGAGUUUACAGAGUUUACUGAUAACAGUCCUAACAGUCGGAUCAAUGCCUAAAGUUAACGUUCAUUAGUAGUCACAACUCCCUACGGCUCAGUACGGAGUUCUGUACGGGCCAAUCGAAAACGAUCCAGGCCAAUAUAAUGGCCAUACAGCUAUUGUGUUUUGAAGAAUAAUCUCUCUGAAGAUUCCACACGACGAUAUUGUGAUGAGUGGGUAGAAUCUUCAUUUAGAGGCUACACACGACAUUAAUACGAUGAAUGGGUACUACUAGGGUCAACGGGACAGUCAUGUGGAGACUCGAAGUAGUGUAAAAAGCUCCAUAUCAAUUGAGUGUAAAUGAAACUGACAUGGAAGAGAGAAAGAAAAGUAUGGAUUUUAUUGAUGAGUGUGUGGCUGAGCUACGACUUGAUGAUGACGUAACACACGAAUCUGGACAGGUAACAGCAGAUACGGCUGUUAAAAUGACAGAAGGCUCAAAAAUAAAUUCCACAAAGGUCGACGACAGCCCGGAGACUAAUGAUAACGUGUGCGGUGUAGAUGGUGAGGAGGUGAUCACUAAAACAGUAAAGAGUGCUAUUACGUUAACAUUGUCACCUGUCACAAAACAGUCGAGUGAGAAAAUCAAUCCAACUGGGAAUCCAAAGAACACAUCCUCGUGUUAUACCAUGGUUACAAAUCAUACUGGUUCCGAUCGACGUACUGAGAAUGGGCACCUUGAAACUGUGUGUCUACGGGAGGAAGUAACGCUGGCUGGUGAUGUGGACACUGCAUGUCCCGUAUGUGGGGACAGUUACAAGGACCCACGGGUACUACCCUGCCUCCACUCGGCCUGUCUACACUGUAUAUAUACCCUACGUAGUCCCGAUGGCCCAGGGGAACAGCUUCUGUUACACUGUCCUGUAUGUGCGGAAAACGUGGAAGCGUUUACAGACAUUGAUAACUUACCACCUAACACGCUGGUAUCUGUUAAAACUAAAAGUGUUAAAGGGAUAAAAGGGGAAAUUCGUAAACUGGUGUUAUGUGGAUUUUGUUGCGAGGAGGAGCGCGCAGUUGCCGUGGUUACGUGUGUCGACUGCGCGAGUGACUUGUGUCAGCUUUGCUCCGAUUCUCACAAACGUCAGAGGAGAACGAAGCAUCACCGUUUGGUGGGUAUAUCUACCACGGGAAUUACAGAACGCCAAGCAGACGACAGUUCAGGCACUUCAUAUGACGUCAUGACAUUACACCAACUCGUGCAAGAUGCCAAUCAUAAAAGAGACUAUAUCCAAAAAUGUAUUGACGAUAUUCCGUCAACAAGAAAAGAACUUCACGACAAUGCGCAUACAAUUACCAAAGAGAUAGACACGUUUAUAGAUUCUUUCGUCAGUGCUGUGGAACUUCACCGGAAGUCCCUGUUAAAACAAGUCGGUAAUAUUCUAAAGUCAAAAGAGACGAAGUUACAACUACACGAGGAGAAUCUGUGUCGGUUGCUUAGCAGCUUUGAGAAUGGCUGCAGCAUCGCGGACGAUUUGUCUGUGUACGGUACCGAAGGUGAAAUUGCCGCAUUGGAGACAACUGUAUCACUGAGAUUAAACAAGCUGAUGGACAUUUCGUCCAAGGAGUGCAUUCCCGUGGAAACAACAUUUACGUUUUGUCCAGAAAUAAAAGCAGAAGUUUUUGAUAACUUCCAAAUGUUUGGAAGUGUUCGGGGAUCACAAGUGUGUCCCAAUAAAUGCCACGUGACCACGCAAGACUUAACUGCCGCUCAAGUCGACAUUCCCACCACUGUGGCCUUAACAAUGCGGGAUAUAGAGGACACACCUUUCCCCGACCCCCCGGGACUCUGUGCUUGGGUGAGAUGUGGUAUGAACGGACAAAGACGUCUUGCCGUAACAAUGAGAGGACGCAGUGACGCCACCUAUGACCUGACCUUUACUCCCCAACAUCCGGGUCCACAUCAACUGUUUGUCAAAGUCAACAAACAAGACAUACUGGGUAGUCCAUUCAAAUUUGACGUGAAAUCAAAAUGGCGGGAACAUUCGGGUACUUGGCAUUGCUGCUCGUUCUGCUCCUCAGCAGGGAAGAUGGACGUCUCGUGUGGAUGUGGAUCGAUCGUCAGAGGGUCCCGAGGAUGUUGGCAUGCACAUCCUGGAUAUCCCGGAGGGCCGCACUGGACGUGUUGUGGUAAAAUGUCGAGACCAUCCGAGUGUAUUUAUGCAAUAACUAAAAACGACACAAAUGUGCUGGAAGUAACUUUGUAGUAAGGAAUAUAAUUCAUACAUGUGUGCGAGGGAAGGUGUGUGAGGG
This is a messenger RNA of Pecten maximus, 2671 nucleotides long. RefSeq names its product tripartite motif-containing protein 45-like. Lineage: Eukaryota; Metazoa; Mollusca; Bivalvia; Pectinida; Pectinidae. The record is from RefSeq and is a predicted model, not a curated record. Gene Ontology annotation, cellular component: nucleoplasm; chromatin. Gene Ontology annotation, molecular function: ubiquitin-protein transferase activity; protein binding; zinc ion binding. The coding region runs from base 733 to 2625 and encodes 630 amino acids. Gene Ontology annotation, biological process: positive regulation of DNA-templated transcription. The transcript is spliced from 5 exons.